AUGACAGAUUUUGCGCCAUUUGGCGAAGAACCAAAGAAAGAAGAUACAUCAAUGCCCACUUUUGAGUCACUUGGUGGAGAAACUGAGACAGAAUUUACCGCCACAUUUGAUGAUCCAAAAAAAGAAGAUACUUCAAUGCCUACUUUCACUGCAUUUGGUGAAGAACCAAAAAAUGAAGAUACUUCAAUGCCAACAUUUACAGCUUUUGGCGAAGAACCUAAAAAAGAAGAUACAUCAAUGCCUACUUUCACUGCGUUUGGUGAAGAACCAAAGAAAGAAGAUACAUCAAUGCCAAAAUUUGAUUCGUUCGGAGAAGAACCUAAAAAAGCAGACACAGAAACGUCAACAUUUUCAGCAUUCGACGAAGAACCAAAGAAAGAAGAUACAUCAAUGCCAAAGUUUGAUUCAUUCGGAGGAGAAAAGGAAACAGAAUUUACAGCUUCAUUCGAAGAUCCUAAAAAAGAAGAUACCGAAAUGCCAACAUUUACAGCAUUUGGCGAAGAGCCAAAGAAAGAGGAUACUUCAAUGCCGAAGUUUGAUUCAUUUGGAGGAGAAAAAGAAACAGAAUUUACAGCAUCUUUUGAUGAACCAAAGAAGGAAGAUACUUCAAUGCCUACUUUCACAGCAUUUGGCGAAGAUCCUAAGAAAGAAGACACGUCAAUGCCUACAUUUACAGAAUUCGGAUCUGAAUCUAAAUCCAAAGAUUCAGAUUCUCCUCAGUUUAGUUCAUUUUCAGACACAACUACAGAAAAAUCCGAAUUUACAUCAUUCGGAUCAGAAAGCGGAACAACUGGUGAAUUUACAUCUUUUGAUGACUUUUCGAGUGGUUUUUCAUCUGCUAAAUACGAGAAAGUUAAAUCUCCACUUGAGUUGGCCCUAGAAGGCAUUGAAACAAAGCUGUAUCCAUUAGAAGAAAGCCAAGUUAAACUUGAUUUUACGGCUAUAUCUCAGAGAAUAACAAUUCCGAAAGCAAUUUCUUUCAAAGAUUGUCCUCUUGCUAAAGAACUAUCCGAUUUCUGUACUACUAAGCUUAAUCAUAAUUAUACUUUCUCUGAAUAA
Trichomonas vaginalis G3 is the source of this 1059-nucleotide messenger RNA. RefSeq lists its product as uncharacterized. The record is from RefSeq and is a predicted model, not a curated record. NCBI's taxonomy places the organism in Eukaryota, Parabasalia, Trichomonadida, Trichomonadidae. The transcript has a single exon. The coding region runs from base 1 to 1059 and encodes 352 amino acids.